Molecule: messenger RNA, 1824 nt
Organism: Rhodamnia argentea
Lineage: Eukaryota; Viridiplantae; Streptophyta; Magnoliopsida; Myrtales; Myrtaceae
Product: probable serine/threonine-protein kinase DDB_G0282963
Exons: 8
Coding region: 845-1756 (303 amino acids)
Source: RefSeq, a predicted model, not a curated record
GGUGUUGGGACCUUACGGGUAUAAAGAUUUGCGUUUUAUCGUCACAACACAAAGUGUGAGAAAAGAGAGAGAGGGAGGGAGAGAGAGAGAGAGAGAGAGAGAGAGUAUUUUCUCUGCGAAUUUUCUCUCCUUUUCUUGCUGUUUCCCGAGAAACGGAGGCUGGUUCUCCGGGGAGGGAAUGUCGAGGAUCUGAAUCGACUUGAAGGGAGUACAGAGACAGAGAGACAUCGUCUGGAGGGCGGGAUUCGAAGGAGGAGGAAGCGUCUCGGGGAGCGAGUUGGACUCAGUCCCGAGUUUCGUUUUCCUCCGAGAAUCGAUUGCAGGGACUCGGUAGUAUUUCACCAAGUCCGGGUGAGAUUUUUCACUCCCUGGAGACGAACGUGAGUUGCGACGGAGGUCGUCUCGCGGUGCAUUUCCGGAGCCCCUCGACCGGUUUCCUGGAGAGAUUUCGGAGCGAGCUCUCCGAUCUUCGGCGUGGGAGAGCUGUUCUCCCUUUGCGUAGAUCGGCUCUUCCGAAAUCCGAGAAUCGGAAUCGUUCAUGAGAGUCGGCUAUUUCGGCUCUGGAAUGUGGUGAUUUCGGUGAAUCCUGUGGCCAGGCCGCGAUUUCCAGUUACGAGGAAGCAUGCUUUUGGACAAUCGGACGUGCCUGUAAUCCGUAAAUCUAGCCUGAGAUUUGGUUCUCUCCGGUGUCACGGGUGAAAAAACCACCGGGUACUAUCAAAUCGGAGCGGAAGAAGUAUUGUGACCGAAUCGGAGCUAUCGGAUUCGAAUCGGAGGUCGGUCGGCGAAGCGACGGCUUCUCGUUUUCGACGUUGGACUUUCCCGGGAUAAAUACGAAAAGAAGAUGGAAAAAGACUUGCAGAGGGCCAACAAUAAUGGCAUCUCCACCAAUUCCAACGGCAGAGCCGCCGACGGAGGCUUGCUACUGAGAUCGACCUCGGAGACCACUAGGCAGACGACGACGGCGACGGCGGCAACGACGUCCGAUUUCGUGCUGCAGUGGGGGAGUCGGAAGCGGCCCAGGUGCAUGAAGGUGCAGGUCAAGGACGACGGGGCGGCUCACAAGGCGGCGGCGGGCGGUCGGGUGGAGCGGCGGGUCAUCAGGGUGGCCGAUAAAGACUCGGCCAAUCCGACGGCGAAUAAUCACGGAAACGGGACUGUGUACUUGAAUCUACGUCAACGUCCCUCGUCGCCUCCUUUUCCGCCACUUCAGCGCGUUCUCAGGAACUCGGAGAAUUCGAGUGCGAUGCGAGGGCACAGCAACGGCGGUCUCAGGGGUUUCUCUUCGCCGGACAGGGGUGCGCACGAUAAGAAAGGCACCAACCACCCCCACCCCCUCCACAGCAAUCACCAUCACCACCUGAUCAGCAACAGCCACCACCACCACCACCACAAUGAGAGCAAUAACAAAUCGGCCGCGUCGUCCGAGACCGCCCACGACAGCAAGAAGGGCGGGUCGUCGUCCGGGAGCGGGGACGCGGCGGUGGCGCCGCCCCCGGUCUGGCCGCCUAAGUUCGUGAUCGCCCUGACGAACAAGGAAAAGGAGGAGGACUUCAUCAUCUUCAAAGGGUCCAAGCUGCCUCAGAGACCCAAGAAGAGGGCCAAGAUGGUCCAGCGCACCGUCAAUUUGGUAAGCCCUGGGGCGUGGUUGUGUGACUUGACCCUAGAGCGGUAUGAGGUCCGGGAGAAGAAGAUAUCCAAGAAGAGACCGAGAGGAUUGAAGGCUAUGGGCAACAUGGACUCUGAUUCCGAAUGAAGAGUUUGGGGGGGUUUGAUAGCUUCAUCGGAGAUGAUGAGAUUUUGAGAGCUCUUUGUACUCUGUCC